AUGGCCACUUCUUCUUCUAAGGUGGCGGCCGCCACUACAGCAGGGCCACCAUCCACUUGCACACCAGACAGGACGGCCAUGUCUACUCCAAAGAAGACGCUAGUCACUACAGCAGGGUCCAGACUCACUUGCGCACCAGACCCGAGGCCCAUGUCUCCUCCUAAGGCGAUUCCCGCCACUACAACAGGGCCCAGACCCACCUGCACACCAGACCUGACGCCCAUGUCUACUUCUAAGGAGACGCCCGCAACUACAAUAGGGCCAACGCCCACUUGCACGCCAGAGCCGACGUCCACGUAUACUUCUAAGGAGAUGCCCGCCAGUACAUCAUGUCUUCUUCUCUGGCGACGCCUGCCACAACAACAGGGCACAGACCGACUUGCACACCAUACCCGCCGCCCUAAGGCGAUGCCCGUCACUAAAGCAAGGCCCAUAUAA
Mya arenaria is the source of this 438-nucleotide messenger RNA. RefSeq lists its product as uncharacterized. The record is from RefSeq and is a predicted model, not a curated record. The coding region runs from base 1 to 438 and encodes 145 amino acids. The transcript has a single exon. NCBI's taxonomy places the organism in Eukaryota, Metazoa, Mollusca, Bivalvia, Myida, Myidae.